GUCCGCACUCUACUGCAGUGUUCUCAGUUCGCUCGUCGUCUGUUCCUGUUUUUCAAUCUCGUUCUCCAUUUUAGGGCCUUCAUUUUGCACCCGAUGUCUUUUGAUCACAACAAGGAACAUUCAUCAAUUAUUAGAGCAUUUUGUUUUAUGAACCGAGGCAGACUCUGGUUGCGGAGGAUAUUGUUUCGGGACUGGACUUGACUCUCCUUUUCUUUGGAGGAGGGGGUCUUGAUUCCUUCACUUCUUGUGAGGAAUUUCUAGUUUGAGAUUUAAGGGUUCUAAGAAGUGAAGGAAUUUCUAGUUUUUUUCUAGUUUGAGAUUUAAGGGUUCUUAUUAGAUAGGGGGACUCUCAUGGGGAAAUCAUCCUUGGCUCCUGGGUUUCGGUUCAAGCCAACUGAUGUUGAGCUUGUGCAAUACUACUUGAAGAGAAGGUUACUGGGGAAAAGGCUCGGUUUUAAAGUCAUUGCAGAGGUUGACAUUUACAAGUAUGAUCCUUGGGAUCUUCCAGACAAAUCUUGCUGGGAUUGUGGAGAUCUGAAAUGGUAUUUCUUUUGUCCGAGAGAAAAGAAAUAUCGUAGUGGGAAUAGAGUUCAACGUGCCACUGAAGGUGGUUACUGGAAGACCACGGGAAAGGAUAGAUCUGUUCUUUACAGUGGUGCAAUUGUUGGGUGGAUAAAAACUUUAAUUUUUCAUACGGGUCGAGCCCCAUCAGGAGAUCGAACAAAUUGGGUUAUGCAUGAGUAUAGGCUUGAAGAUCAGGGCCUGGCUGAUAGGGGUGUGCCUCUGGACUCAUAUGUACUCUGCAUGAUUUUCCAAAAAGAAGGGCUAGGGCCAAGAAUUGGUGCACAAUAUGGUGCACCCUUUAAAGAGGAAGACUGGAGUGAUGAUGAGGUUGAAAUUACUUCAGAAGCAGUCCAAGUUGCAAUCACGCCUGAGCCAGAUCUUGGGCUGCCUUGCAAUUAUGUCAGCCCAACUGCUACUAAUGCACAUUCUGUUGGGGAUAUUGGCGUAGGUCCAUCUGGAUCAGGCAUUUAUGAUAUUUUACCACCUUUUUGCGAGGUUUCCCAGCCGGUUUCCAGUAAUUACGUUAUACUGGAGAUGCCUCUUGCUUCUGUUGGUGAUGAUAUAAUUUCAAUGUUUGAUUGCUUUACCGAAGAAAGUGCUCUCUAUACAGAUGAACCUAAAAAAGUUGAGGCGGAAGGUCGUUUAGAAACAGUCCAAAAUGCAAACAUGCCUAGUACACAUUCCCCUGAAGUUAUAGGCGUAGGUCCUUCAUUCGAAUCAUGCGGAUUUGAUGUCUUACCACCUUGCAAUGUUAACGAAUCGGUUUCCUGUAAUUUUGUUACAAUGGAGAACCCUCCUGCUUCUAAUGGUGUUGAGACCCUGCCAAUUAUGGAUUGCUUUGCAGAAGAAAGCAUGUUGUUUGUGAAUGAUAAUGGCAAAAAUGAGGAACUUAAUAAUCUCGAACAUUUGGGCAAUGCUACACCUCAUUUCAAUACAAGCAACAUAUAUGAAGAUCUAGGAGACUUGGAAAACUUGGGUAGAGUUGGUGAAGUCGGAUAUAAUUUCUGCAGUGAGCCUGAUUCUAGGAGCCAUUUUCUGGAGCUAUAUGAUCUCGACCAACCUCAGCAUCCUAAUCUCUUCUUUUAGUUAUGUAAUUUUUAUGGCAAGUUUACUUUGCAUUGAUGGUUACCGAUUCCAUAUUUUAUUUUGAUUUCAACUAUAUUAUCCAAUCAUGUAUCCCUUUAUGUUUCUUAGCUUGUAUUACCUUUGCUGUCUUUGGGCUGUUUAAUGAAUUAUUCACUAUUGA
Molecule: messenger RNA, 1810 nt
Organism: Prunus mume (Japanese apricot)
Lineage: Eukaryota; Viridiplantae; Streptophyta; Magnoliopsida; Rosales; Rosaceae
Product: NAC domain-containing protein 82-like
Biological process (GO): regulation of DNA-templated transcription
Molecular function (GO): DNA binding
Source: RefSeq, a predicted model, not a curated record